This is a messenger RNA of Eupeodes corollae, 828 nucleotides long. RefSeq lists its product as uncharacterized. Lineage: Eukaryota; Metazoa; Arthropoda; Insecta; Diptera; Syrphidae. The transcript has a single exon. Bases 1 to 828 code for a protein of 275 amino acids. The record is from RefSeq and is a predicted model, not a curated record.
AUGGCAAGGUGUUUGCUAUUAAACGCAGAUCUUCCGAGUUCACUUUGGGCAGAGGCAGUAAACACGGCUGUUUAUGGUGGACGAAAGCCAAAUGUAUCGCAUUUAAGAAUAUUUGGAUGUAAUGCGUUUAUGUUGGACAGGCGCCCGUCGAAGUCAAAAUUUAAAGCAAGAGCUACAGAAUAUUUUUUGGUGGGCUACUCUGUUGAAUCUAAAGCUUAUCGCCUUUAUGAACCAAAAUCAAAUAAGAUUUUUAAAAGUCGGGAUGUUCGUUUCCUAGAACAGGUAAAUAAUAUUCUAUGCAAAGAGGUCGAUUUGAUUCUACAACAAGAAACAGAAAAACCAAAAACAAGUCUCCUUGAAGAAGAAAAGGUUAAGACUCUUAAAUUUGAGGCCGAUUCUCCAGAUGUGAAAAGAUCUGUAAACGUGUUGGAUGUGAAUGACGAUGUUUUUGCCGCUAAUGUUGUUGCUGCUAAUGAGGAUGACUCAGAUGAUGUUCCUGUUGCGCAUGAGGAUGAGAUUGAAAACGAUGAUUUUGAAGAUGCCAACAGUAUGGGUAACAGUCCUUUAAGUGAGCACGUUAGAACAGAUGAUUCCGAUCGAAGUGUGUUUUAUGUGAGUGAUGAUGAUGUUAUUGCCGAUGGAGUCAGAAAUGAUGGGUCGAGUGUUGUUGUUGGUGGUGAAAAAGUGGUCGAGAAAAAUAUACCAAAAGAGAACACAAGGAAGUGGUGGCUGCGGUCAAGUAAACGAAGAUCUAGUUCUGCUAAUUUGUUGAUAAAAUCUAAUGACUUUCUUGUGAACCCAACCACAGCCGAAGAGGCCCUUAACUGA